AGGAUGUGUGCAGGAAGCUGUCCAGGGAGGGGAAGAGCUUAUGAAGAAUCACUCCCUCUGCACUUCCCUGAGGAAGAAGGACCAGACGCUACUGCUCUCCUCCUGGGUGUGAGGUGGACAUCCCUCGGCAAGUGGGGCUGGCUCUGGAGGAAGAAAAGAGAGAUCCCAAUGCUGUUCCCAGGUCCCCCACCUGUGCCCCAGCAGAGCACUUUCCACAGCCCGACACUGUGGUCGGAGUGUCAGUCACUUCACAACUCCUGCCUCAACUUUUCCAGCCACAGCUGGGCCGGGAUGGGAUGGGAAUGCUAGAGUUAUAGGCAGAGAGGGGGGCCCAUCACCAGCUGAGCCAGGUUGGAGUCCAGGCCUUGGGACUCUAUCUCCACCCUAGUCCUCCCAAAGCAGUCAGAGGAGCCUUCUGAGGGAGGGAGCAGGGUGUGGCCACAGGGAGGCUUGCGCCAGCUGGAAGCGGCCUUGAACUUGGCUCAAGUGGAAACAGUGGGGGCUCUGGGCCGGUCACGCUCCAUGGUCACAGGCUCCCAAGACUGCUGAGGCAGAGCUUGCCCAAGCUGAGGAAAUAACUCACGGAAGGAGGGUCUUGGCUCAUCUGUGUGCCGGGCACCAGUGUGGGAGGGAGAAAAUCAGGCCAGGGAAAAAGGAGGCGAGAGAAAAAGGGAGGGAGAGGGUGACUGUGCUGAUUAAUUGCAUGGUCAUUUGUUGAAUGCCUCUCAGAUGUCAGCCCUGUGCCGGGGAGCUCCAGCGCCUGGGAAUCUCCAGUCUCUAGCAGAGGAGGCAAGUGAUCCUCAAAAGAGCUCCAGCCCUGGAUGUGUCCUCCCACCAUGGCCGCCACCGCCUCUCCUCUGCCACCCACCGCCAAGGUGGCCAGUUCUGAGAACAGCAGCUCCUUCUAUGACUAUGAGUACUACCUGCACGACGUGGCCUUCAUGCUCUGCAGGAAGGACGAGGUGCUGUCGUUUGGCAGAGUCUUUCUGCCCCUCUUCUAUGGCCUGAUCUUUGUGCUGGGCCUGGGCGGGAACCUCCUUCUCCUAGUGGUCUUGCUCCGGUAUGUGCCUCGAAGGCGGAUGACCGAGAUCUAUCUGCUGAACCUGGCCGUCUCCAACCUCCUGUUUGUGGUGACGCUGCCCUUUUGGGGCAUCUCUGUGGCCUGGCAUUGGGUCUUUGGGAGUUUCUUGUGCAAGGUGGUGAGCACCCUCUACACCGUUAACUUCUACAGUGGCAUCUUCUUCAUCAGCUGCAUGAGCCUGGACAAGUACCUGGAGAUUGCUUGCGCUCAGCCCCACCACCGGCUGAGGACCCGGGCCAAGAGCCUGCUCCUCGCAGCUGCCGUGUGGGCUGUGGCCCUGGCUGCCUCCAUCCCUGACAUGGUCUUUGUGAGGACGCAUGAGAACGCCCCAGGCGUGUGGGACUGCUUUGCGGAUUUUGGGGGGCAUGGGACCAUCUGGAAGCUCUUCCUCCGCUUCCAGCAGAACCUCCUGGGGUUUCUCCUCCCCCUCCUUGCCAUGAUCUUCUUCUACUCCCGCAUUGGCUCUGUCCUGGCCAGGCUGAGGCCCCCAGGCCAGAGCCGGGCUCUGAGGAUGGCCAUAGGCCUGGUGGUGGCCUUCUUUGUGCUGUGGUUCCCGUACAACGUCACCUUGUUUCUGCACUCGCUGCUGGACCUGCAAGUCUUUGGGGACUGCACGGUCAGCCAGCGCCUGGACUACGCGCUGCAGGUGACAGAGAGCAUCGCCUUCCUCCACUGCUGCUUCACCCCCGUCCUCUAUGCGUUUUCCAGCCGCCACUUCCGCCAGUACCUCAAGGCUCUCCUGGCCACUGUGCUCCGACGACACCAGGCUCCUUACCUUGCCCAGGCCCCACCGUCCAGCUAUUCUGAGAGUAGUAGGCUCAGUGGCCAAGAAGAUAUAACUGGCAUGAAUGACCUCGGGGAGAGGCAGGCUGAGGACUCCCCCGACAAGGGGGACGCGGGGAAGAAUUCAGCCUGAGUGGCCACACCGCCGUCCACGAGAGCAGAUGGGACCCAGCUCAGCUGCGCAUCCACCGAAGCCCUCCCUUCAGAGGUCUCAGUGACUGUGUUGCUGAACAAGCCAGUUCUUGGUCCUCAGCCAUCAGCAGCGUUCGCUCUCUCCUGUCUUCUCCCUCCUCUUUCUCCACUGCCUUCCAGGACGCCACACUCGCUGGCCUGAAUGGCUGCCGCAGUUUCCCAGCUGACCCCUGUGCUUCCUAUCCUCGUGCUCUCCGGUCAUCUAACCUACACCCAGCAGCCAGAGUAACCACAACACCCUCAGCCGUCUCUCCCAUCCCCCUCAGAGCAGCCCGAGGCCUGCCACCCACCAGACUGCCGCCUUCCCUGUGGCUCAGCUGGGGAAAUAUUAUUGCAAGAUUGUUGACUAUCACAGCCUUGAUGGUGGAUCCGGGGUCUGGCAGUCAGGAGGGGCUGGAGGUGCUCCACACAUGCGAGUCUGCGGGUGGGAGGCAGAGUGAGCACGUGUUCCUGGUGGUCCAGGAGCAUCUGCCUCCCUCUGCCUCCCACGCCCCCUCUCAGGAGCCUUCAGGGCUCCCUAGACCCUGCACUACCAAGUCCAGAACCUUUGUCCAAUUUAAGGCUGGAGCUUUCACAAUUAGAAUCCCAUACACCGUUUCACCCUUGUACUCCUUCACCUCCCUUUUCAUUUCCUGGUUGCCACACCCAUUGUUCUUUCCUGCACGUUCCCGUCUUUGCUUUUGCGCUUUCCGGCUCCCUUAUGGAACAGGGAUCAUUUUCCAGCCAGGUAUCCCCUCACCCUUGUUGUGUAACUGAAUCCUACUUGCUCUGGGAAACCACUCCGGGGUCACUCUGCCCUGUGCUUUGGGUAGAGGUUGGGUAGAGCAUGGGUCUUUGACCAGUGACGACCUUAUGUUUCCCUGGCACAGUGAUUCAUUUAUGGAUGGGCACAUGACCCAGGCAGAGCUUGUGAAACGUAACUUGACUAGAGCAUGCUAGAACAGAGGCAUGAAACUGAAGCCAAGGGGAUGUGAGGUCUGGAGCUGCUCCUUCAUUGGUUCGAACUUCAGAAGGUGAGGUGACAGCAGUGAGUGAGCAGAUCCUGGGGGCAGCGCUCGAGCCCUAGAAUCAAGGCACGGCUGAAGCUCAUCCCAAGCCUGGACUUGACGGUGACACGAACCAAUAAAUUCCUUUCCAGUU
This is a messenger RNA of Balaenoptera acutorostrata (minke whale), 3196 nucleotides long. It is a transcript of the gene ACKR2, whose product is annotated as atypical chemokine receptor 2. Bases 822 to 1997 code for a protein of 391 amino acids. NCBI's taxonomy places the organism in Eukaryota, Metazoa, Chordata, Mammalia, Artiodactyla, Balaenopteridae. Gene Ontology annotation, molecular function: chemokine receptor activity. Gene Ontology annotation, cellular component: membrane. The record is from RefSeq and is a predicted model, not a curated record. The transcript is spliced from 3 exons. Gene Ontology annotation, biological process: immune response; chemotaxis; G protein-coupled receptor signaling pathway.